Molecule: messenger RNA, 921 nt
Organism: Talaromyces amestolkiae
Lineage: Eukaryota; Fungi; Ascomycota; Eurotiomycetes; Eurotiales; Trichocomaceae
Exons: 2
Coding region: 1-921 (306 amino acids)
Biological process (GO): transsulfuration
Cellular component (GO): mitochondrion
Molecular function (GO): thiosulfate-cyanide sulfurtransferase activity
Source: RefSeq, a predicted model, not a curated record
AUGUCUAAAGCCUCGGAGAGCCCAUUCAAUUCUUUGCUUGUCUCUCCCACAGAGCUUCAUUCGGCUCUUUCCAAUGCUUCUUCAUCMCCCCGCCGCAUCGUCCCAGUGGCAGUGGGGCGCGAAUCGGGACUGAAAUCUUGUGAAGCCAAACAAAUUCCAGGCUCUGUGUAUGAAGCUCUUUCCACAAAACUUGAAAGCAUAUACCAUGUGCGCGACACCACCUCCGCAUAUCCAUUCAUGCUACCUUCACCAUCCCACUUUGCCGUCUCUAUGACCAAACUUGGCAUUCGAGCUGACGACAUACUUGUAAUCUACGACACGCUCGAAACGGGAUUCUAUUUUUCGCCUCGUGUGGCGUGGAUAUUUCGUCAUUUUGGACAUGGCGAUGUUCAUGUUCUGAAUAGUUUCCCGCUGUACGUGGAGCAGUGUUAUGAAGUGCUUGAGGGACAGAAUCUGGGGGUAUUGGCAGCAGGGGAGACUUAUCCGGUGCGAGCGCUGCUGGUACCUAAUGAUGUGGUUGACUUUGACGAGUUGCGUACAUACCUUUCCGCCGGUGGAAGAACGGAAAGUAGUCAAUUCCAGAUCCUUGAUUCGAGACCAGAAGGCCAAUUCUCUGGAUCGGAUACUGGGGGUGCUAUCGUAGGGCAUAUGCCUUCAGCAGUGAAUGUACCGCUUGGCUCGUUACUAAGUACCGAUAAAAGCCUGCUUCCUGCUUCACAACUAAAGGAGUUGUUCGAAGCAAAGGGCGUGAAAGAGACAAAACCUGUGAUCUUGACAUGUAAUUCGGGUACGACAGCCGCUGCAUUGGGAUUGGCAUUAGAUGUGAGUGGUUAUCAGAUGUCGAAGAGGCUUUAUGAUGGAAGCUGGUUUGAAUGGAGGGACAAAGUGACCAAGAAUGAAGGACUCAUCGUCGUGGAUUGA